AUGGUAUCUUCAAUCUUCAAUGCCACGCUGCGCGGUGUACAGGCACUCUUUGGCAUCAUCGUACUAGGCCUCAGCGUGACGCUCAUCCGCGGCCAUCAUUGGGGCAAUCUUCCUGCCGGCUUGGGUUAUGGCGCAUUUGUCGGCGGGCUAUCCUUUGUAGCUGCAUUCAUAGGGUUGGCUGCAACAUGGUUCGAAUUUCUGGGUGGCAUGGUUGGGCUUGUCAUCGACGGCGUUGUUGCGCUGGUGAACCUUGCCGGUGGUGUUCUGUAUGCUAUUAACCUGGCAGGCACAGACUGCGAAAUGAGCGCCGAAGAUCCCAGCAACAUAAACAAGAUGAUUGAAAACGAGUGGUUCAAUGGCGGUUGCCAGAGCCCCGGAUUCUGCUGGAAUGGCUACGAAUAUAGUAGGAACCCCUCGAAGCAAAUAGCUGUAUACGAGGGCCAUUGUAAGGAAGCUAAAGCCGAUGCCGUCUUUAUGUUCCUGACCGCUGUUGUCAUGAUUGUCUGUGCGUUGCUGGUUUGGUUGAGGAUGAGGAGGGGCUACUGA
Molecule: messenger RNA, 546 nt
Organism: Bipolaris victoriae FI3
Lineage: Eukaryota; Fungi; Ascomycota; Dothideomycetes; Pleosporales; Pleosporaceae
Exons: 2
Coding region: 1-546 (181 amino acids)
Biological process (GO): protein localization to plasma membrane; eisosome assembly
Cellular component (GO): plasma membrane; eisosome
Source: RefSeq, a predicted model, not a curated record